This is a messenger RNA of Babesia bigemina, 2340 nucleotides long. RefSeq lists its product as hypothetical. The record is from RefSeq and is a predicted model, not a curated record. The coding region runs from base 1 to 2340 and encodes 779 amino acids. The transcript has a single exon. NCBI's taxonomy places the organism in Eukaryota, Apicomplexa, Aconoidasida, Piroplasmida, Babesiidae.
AUGAAUUUAAAUGAUCUUAAUAGCUCUCUCGCUACCUUCACCCCGUGUAAAUCCCCAAAUUGCAAAAACCCUGUGAUCCUAGAAACGCUCAAGAAUGGUCUAUUGUCCACGUGCGAACAACUUGGUUACGCCUACAUCAAUACGUAUGAUAGCAUGAGUAUAACAUGGGUUAGCGAAAGCGACCCGGACAGAAAACACUGCGCAAAAAUAUGUAUGACUACGUUUCCUGUCCUAUAUAACGCAUUGGCUGAGCUGAAACAGGGACUUGAAAAAUCUGAGAAAUCAUGGCAAUUGUACACAAUGUAUAAUUCUGGAAAUAUGGAUUCUAGCCUACGUAAGUUAUUCUUCGGUGAAAACGGGUACGAUGUUGGCCGUCCGGCUACAAGCCCAUAUGGAGAGCUAAAUCACAAGUCAACAUUUGACGGCAGCAACGUCCUAGCUAAUCUAAGCAACAAAACGCAUAACUUGUUCAGUCCUGGUCACGCUCGACUUGCCGGUGCUCUCAGCUCAGGAGCACAUAUCAUACCUGUGGAAUACGCCGACGAGGACGGAUUGAUCCCGGACCUCUACGCGUUGCUUAAACCAUAUGCUCAAGUCUGUCACCUAUCCACCUUCUCAUCGACUAAGUCGCCGUGCAGUGUCUUCGAAAUGCUUCUCUGGUGUUCCGGUUUACAGUUCAACGGAGUAUACGAUAAGUUGUGUGAUUAUUGCGAUUCACUCUUUGACAAGGUAGCGGAUAACGCUGACCCUGAGCACAAAAUUCUAGCGCCAAUUGCUGCGUAUCCGAAGGCGAUUUCGGCGUUUGACGUAUCUGCUGCAAUUGAACAUAUCGUGUCGCGCUCAUACCAACUGCUGACUGCUGUCCUCGGCACGGGAAACGCAUACACCAUGUACGCCUGUGACUUCCCUAUCAACACUCUCGGGCUGAAAUAUCCUACCUCUGGCGCAGAUUGUCUUGACAUGCUGCUUGACGUACUUCGUAGAUUGUGUCCCGUACUCCAUUAUCUGUAUAGGCAGUGCAAUAUCACUGCGAAUUACGGUGGAUGGCGUGACUGCUGGUACGGCAAGGACAUAAAGACAUCCAAGUGGCCAUGCAAAGUUCAUCCCACCGACGUGUCAAAUAAUGAACGAAUGUGCCAGGCAAAUUACCAACCAAAUUGUCAAUCAAAUUGCCAAGCAACAUCCCCCUUAAUGAGCUAUCUUCACGACUCUCUUCCUGGUCACCUGCCUCACGAUAUAUCAUCCAUCGGCUGCAGGGCUGUGUGUUCUACGUGCCCUAAGGUUAAGAAAGGCAUGCCGUGUCUGACACCUCUCGGUUUCAGGGGGUUUACUGGUAGUGUGAAGACGGGUAGAGAGCUGUGUGAGAUACUACGUGAUUUCUUUGCAAACUCAUAUAUAACGACGCUGUUCGGCUUAAUGCCCAGACCGCCUACGUCACUACCCGAGCACUUCGAGUUCGCAUUGCAAUUAGCAAACGUGUUGAAUAACGAUGGUUCUGGUAGAGAGGCUGUUAGUGCAGCUUUCGUCAAAUCAACGAAGGAUCAAUCCAUCGACCUUUAUAAUGAACCAUCGAAGCUUACCAUUGCGCUUUGUAAUGCUUAUAACAGCAACAAAAGGCACGACGGUAUGGAGCAUCCUAACGUUUCAGACGCCGAUUUGUCAACUUUGUCGAAAGAAACGACAUGUAAUUAUCCAAACAAAAACAUUCAUUGCGCACCAUAUCUGUCGACCUUAUACAGCGAUUACUACUACUAUGCUGCCGAAAAGCACACUGCUCUCUACCUGUCCUGGGCACUGUAUUCAGCGUGGACGUUAUACGAAUAUCUGAAAUCGUUGCUAGAUGCCUUCGGUAACAUUUCCUGUCAGGAUUGGGGAUGUGACAAAUGCCAACAUGGAGGCAAAUGUAAACCAGGCAGACAUGGCCUUAACUACAACUGCCGAUGCAAAGGGCUUGUUGAGUGCCGCGGUGUAAGGAGCAUCUUUUACGCCUACGGGUUCACAUUUGGUAAUGCUGAAGUCUUAUCUGACUUUGAGAAUAAAAGAUACUGUCACAAUUUCUACAAACAACUGCAGAACGUAUUAAAUUCCAAAUGUUUCAUUGACCUCUUCCAAAAAUGUGACGAAUUCAUAUUCACCAUCAGGCAGCCGUUUAUAUGGCUGAACAUCGCACUCUGGUCACUGUCCCUCUUCUACCUCAUCUGCGUGAUGGUUGGUCGCCUGGACGUUUUCCACAUCCGAUCCCAUCUCAGAUCACCCUCAUCGCACACCAUCACUGCGCAAUCACUGUUGGCUGCAGCGCAAGUCGGAAGGCUUGCCAAGAUAACUUAUCUACAACCGUAA